AUGGCCCUGGAGGAGAAGCGUGAGAAGCGCCCGCCCGUCACCCCCAUGAUGAUCGAGGAGGAGGCCGCCUUGCGGAACGGCAGCCGGGGGCUGCCGCCGGGACCUUGGGCCGAGGCGGCGGGGCCAAGACCCCGCACCACGGAGCGGCACAUCGCCGUGCACAAGCGCUUGGUGCUGGGCUUCGCUGUCUCCAUCCUAGCGCUGCUGGCAGUGACCAUGAUUGCCGUGCUGCUCAGCGUCCGCUUCGAGGAGUGCGGCGCCGCCGCCGACGGUCCGCCGCGGGCCGGCGGCAACGGGAGCCUCUCGGGGGUAGCCCGGCAGCCGCACGGUGCGGGGCAACCCCCCGGCCGGCCGGAGGAGGAUGCGCGGGGCGGGGAAGCGGCGGAGGAAGAGGAGGAGGAGGAGGAGGAGGAGGAGUGGCAGCGGCGGCGGGAGCUGCCGCCCUGGGCCCGGCCGCGGCUGCCGCGGCACCUGCGGCCGCUGCACUACAACCUGAUGCUGACCGCCUUCAUGGAGAACUUCACCUUCAGCGGGGAGGUGAACGUGCAGCUGGAGGUGCGUAACGCCAGCCGCUACAUCGUGCUGCACGCCCACCGCAUGCACAUCGAGGCGGUCCGCGUGGCCGAGGACAAGCUGGCCGGCGGAGUGCGGGUGGCCCGCACCUUCUUCUACCCCCAGACCCAGGUGUUCGUCGUGGUCCUCAACCGCAGCCUGGAGGUGCAGAGAAGUUACAACCUUAAGAUCAUCUACAACGCCCUCAUCGAGAACGAGCUGCUGGGCUUUUUCCGGAGCUCCUACGUCCUCCACGGCGAGCGAAGGUUUCUUGGUGUUACACAGUUUUCUCCUACUCAUGCCAGAAAAGCCUUUCCUUGCUUUGACGAGCCCAUCUACAAGGCCACAUUCAAAAUCAGCAUCAGACAUCAAGCUACUUACUUAUCUUUGUCCAACAUGCCAGUUGAAACUUCUGUUUUUGAAGAAGAUGGAUGGGUUACAGAUCACUUUUCACAGACCCCUCUCAUGUCCACCUAUUACCUGGCUUGGGCAGUGUGCAAUUUUACAUACCGGGAAACUGUCACCAAGAGUGGAGUAGUUGUACGGUUAUAUGCAAGGCCUGAUGCAAUCCGAAGAGGAUCAGGGGACUAUGCUCUAAAUAUUACAAGGAGACUCAUUGAGUUUUAUGAAGAUUAUUUUAAAGUGCCCUAUUCCCUGCCAAAAUUGGAUCUGUUGGCUGUGCCUAAGCAUCCAUAUGCUGCUAUGGAAAACUGGGGACUGAGUGUUUUCGUGGAGCAAAGGAUACUGCUAGAUCCAAGCAUUUCUUCUAUUUUAUACCUACUGGAUGUCACCAUGGUCAUUGUACAUGAGCUAUGUCAUCAGUGGUUUGGUGACCUUGUGACUCCAGUUUGGUGGGAGGAUGUGUGGUUGAAAGAAGGUUUUGCUCACUAUUUUGAGUUUGUUGGGACAGACUACCUCUACCCAGGGUGGAACAUGGAAAAGCAGAGAUUUCUGACAGAUGUCCUACAUGAAGUGAUGUUGCUGGAUGGGUUGGCCAGUUCACAUCCAGUAUCCCAGGAAGUGCAGCAAGCCUCAGACAUCGACAGGGUGUUUGACUGGAUUGCCUAUAAAAAGGGUGCAGCUCUGAUUCGAAUGUUGGCUAGCUUUAUGGGUCACUCAGUGUUUCAAAUGGGCUUACAAGACUAUUUAACCAUUCACAAGUAUGGCAAUGCAGCCAGAAAUGAUCUCUGGAACACAUUGUCAAAGGCUUUAAAAAGGGUUGGAAAAUCUGUAAAUAUCCAAGAGGUAAUGGAUCAGUGGACACUACAGAUGGGUUAUCCUGUUAUCACUAUCUUGGGAAAUGAAACUACAGACAACAUCAUAGUCAUCUCCCAGGAGCGUUUUGUUUAUGAUAGUGAUACUAAACCCAAGGAUCCUGCCCGUGGGGACAACAGCUACUUGUGGCAGAUUCCAUUAACAAUUGCAGUAGGAAAUACGAGCCACAUCUCAUCAGAGGCAAUUAUAUGGGUGUCUAACAAAUCAGAACACCACAGAAUUCCUGCUUUGGAAGAGGCGAGUUGGUUGCUGGGGAACAUCAACCAGACUGGCUACUUCAGAGUUAAUUAUGAUAUUAGGAAUUGGAAGCUGCUAAUUAACCAGCUAACAAGGAACCAUGAGGUUAUCUCUGUCAGUAAUCGAGCAGGCUUGAUUGAUGAUGCAUUCAAUCUAGCCAGAGCUGGUUAUUUGCCUCAGAAUAUUCCUUUGGAGAUUAUGAGGUACCUUUCAGAGGAAAAGGAUUUUCUGCCUUGGCAUGCUGCCAGCCGAGCUCUUUAUCCUCUAGAUAAAUUGCUGGACCGUACAGAAAACUACAAUAUCUUCAAUGAGUAUAUUUUAAGACAAGUGGCAUCAAUGUAUCUGAAGCUUGGAUGGCCAACAAACAAUUUAAACAAAUCACUUGUUCAAUCAUCAUACCAACAUGAAGAGCUGCGUCGGGAAGUCAUCAUGUUGGCCUGCAGCUUUGGGAACAAACACUGUCACCAGCAGGCUGCAACGUUAAUCUCAGACUGGAUUUCUAGCAAUAGGAACCGAAUCCCUCUCAAUGUGAGAGACAUUGUCUACUGUACAGGAGUUUCACUGAUGGAUGAAGAUGUAUGGGAGUUCAUUUGGAUGAAAUUUCAUUCUACCACAGCAGUGUCUGAGAAGAAAAUACUAUUAGAAGCCUUAACUUGCAGUGAUGACAGAAAUUUGCUUAACAGACUUUUGAAUUUGUCUCUCAACUCCGAAGUUGUCCUGGAUCAGGAUGCAAUUGAUGUGAUAAUCCAUGUAGCUCGAAAUCCACAUGGAAGGGAUCUUGCUUGGAAGUUUUUCAGAGACAAAUGGAAAAUACUGAAUGCUAGGUAUGGAGAAGCAUUAUUUAUGAAUUCAAAGCUUGUCAGUGGGGUCACGGAAUUCCUCAAUACUGAAGGAGAACUAAGAGAGCUAAAGAACUUUAUAAAGAGUUACGAAGGGGGAGCUGCUGUCUCUUUCUCUCGUGCUGUCGAAACAGUGGAAGCCAAUGUGCGGUGGCAAAGGCUUUAUAAGGAAGAACUGUUCCAGUGGCUAAGAAAAUCCUUGACACAGUAAUCUGUCUUUUUAGCCAAUCAUUUAACAUGAUGCAAGAGGAUUCUCACUGCAAGAGGAAGAGGAGACAUUUUAAAAGUGUUCAAGAUGAAAAUCAUGAAGACAAGAUCAGAUUGCAGGGAUAAGGUUUUUUGGUUUAUUGUUUUUUUCAUUGUGGAUUUUUCUUUUUACACUGAAAUCUUGUGAAAUUGUCAAGAAGAUUUUCAGAAGAGAAGAUCAUGAAUGCUUGUGAAACCCGGUCCUCAAUGUACACAACCAAACAUGAUAUUAAGUGGUGCAUGUAAAUGUUGGGAAAAAAACAAACAAAAAUCCUUCAAAGACUAUUUUGUGCAUGCUUGUACUGUCUCUGCCUGUAUUUUAGCAUGCUUAUGUAUAACAGCCACAUUUUGUAUGUGAGUUCUGGUUACAUCAAAGUUGGGCAUUAUACAAAGCACAAAGACUCUACGACAAUCACUGUUUCAAUGGACAAAAGGAAAGCCAGGAACAGGAAAUGCAGAAGGCUUCCAGCUUGGGGCGGUAUGAGAUGUAAAAUCAACUUUCCCACUUGCUGCCAGUUUGUCUACCACUCAGAUUGUCUCUUAAUGAUUACAAAGAUGCCAGUUCAUUUUUCAAGUUACCAGUUGUAUCUGCAGUCUCCAUAUUCCUUUACUUAAAUAAGCAGAAUAGUGAGAGAAGAGAAAUAGAAAAGGGCCAGGAGCAGGAUUAGAGAGAGAAAAUGAGAAGAACAUCAUCAUUACAUUAUAAUCAUAUACAUUUGUUCAUUGCUGAUCAGUGAAACAGUGUAGUUUCAACUGUGAACAUCUGCUGGGGCAGGAGCUUUGCAGUGAUAUCACAGAAUCCAUGAACCACCUCUUCUCAGCUACUUUACAAGGCACUGAAAUUCACAAUGGAUCACCCAGAUCACCCAGCCUGUGCAGUAGUAAGUUUUAUAGCUCAUAGUGCACAAGUAUUAUAAAUAAACAUAGGAUUCAAAUGAAAAUUAGGAAAAAGGGAGAUAUCUUGCAUGCAAAGACUUAAAAUUACCUAAGAGGGCUGUCUUUCAUGUGGUAGACCAGUCUCUGUAGUGAUUUAUUAUGAUAGACAGGUCAGAUUCUCUGUAUGGGCAAUAAUUUUGCAAAUAUAGAAUGUACUAUUUAUGCCAUCAUUGAAAAGUGAAAUAUGGAGAAAGUGAGGGGGGUGUACAUGUGUUUAUUUGUACUGACUAAUACUAAGAACAUGGUUUUCUUUCUGUUCCCUUGUACUUCACAUAGACUAUUGUUCAUGAAUGACAUUUUUCUUAAUCAAGUUUGUUUCUUCUCAAUCCUUAAUCUGAAAGAUCAGUGACACAGUGGAAUUGUACAAUGACUAUCUGCACUCUGAAGCUAAAUGCUGAGCAUAAAACUGGAGGGGGGCCAAAUACUCUCUCAUGUCUACACUGUGGAGGAAAAAGCCACAAGAAUACAGUUUUCAGGAGUCAGAUUGCAGCAGCUUCAGAGGUAGAAUGUAGAUGUGGGGCAGUGCUUCUUUGUCCCGUCCCAAGCUAUCCCAACCAUCUGACCACAUCAUGGCUGUGUACAUUGGGAACACAUGGCCCACCAAAGCAGAGAGCAGCCAUUCUAUCUGGUUGUUGCCCUCACAAGGCAUGGAAAUUAACUAACAUGCUUUACACUUGCAGUUGCUUAUCCCCAGUAAGUUGUGAAUUGAAACAUUAGUGUGAAAAGAACCAAACCAAACCAUCUUCAGAUAUUUUCAGAGUUAUGUGGAGACAGUAUUGUUUUCUGGGCUCUCAUUCCCAAGGUAUUCUGCUCCUCAAAAACUAGCAGACCCAUCCCAAAACAGAGCUGUUGUGCCCGUUUUGCACCUGUCAUUGUGUGCCCUUUACUUUUAGAGGCUGUUGUUUGUGGAUUGGGUGCAUGAAAUCCUUGUGUGGGCAUUUGUUCAGCUGUUUGGUGCUGUGUAGCACAUUAGCUUGACUCAUGUAUAACCAAAAGAAGAGGAAAUCCUGUGCUCUUGUACUGUUAACUCUUUGCCUUAUAGCAGUAAGCCCUAAACCUUUGUGCUAUGUUGCAGUGCUAGUGAACCUGCUGCCCAGAGACACUAUCAUGUCAAAGCUGAGUGAAAUCCUCCUCCUCCUUUGUAUUUUACCUACCUCACAGGGGUGUUGUGAGGCUUGACUAAUGUUAGCAAAGCACUUGAAUAUCUUCUUAUGAAAGGCAUUUAAAAGUGAAAAGUAUUAUUUUAUGCGGUUGACCAAACACGACCUUAAUGCCAGUAUGUAGCGUCACAUUUUUAAUUUCUACUGAGAAAAAUCACAUGCAGACUUUUUUUAAUAAUAAAAACGCAAGCCAAAUACUAUUUAGUAUAACCUCUACCCUGUAAUGAAGGCCAAAAUUGUGAUAUCCAAAGAGUGUGCGGAAAGCCAAGCCCUCAAAUAUGAAUUGCUUGGAGGAUUUCAGAGAACAGAAGAGUGUGAAAUGGUCUGUACCUUUACAAUUUUAGUCAGUAUUGUCUUUGAUGACUUUUCUUUUCCAGAACCACAGAUGGAACCACAUACCUUGCAAGUUGCACAUAAAAGUUUCUGGUCUUCCCACUGAUAACAGUAUAUUUCAAAGUCAAAAGUUCAUUACAGCCUGUGUGUUCUGCACAGUGCACAGAAAUUCCCGCUCUUGCUCAUUUGGAUUGAAGUUCUUGCACAUUUAGCUGGUGUUGGAUGUAAAUUGAUAUUUUAGUGGCCUUGAGCAACUGGUCUACCACAGAUAUCAAGUCCUAAGUGUAUACAUUAUACAUACCUGUUGAUGUGUUGCUUAUAUAAUGGUUGUAUUCUUAUAAUGUUAGUAUUAUUGCUCUAAGGUUGAACUGGCCUUUCCAUUAUAAUUCUCUAUUAUUUUAUUUUUUAUGUUUUGUAUUUUGCUGUUUCACACUGAAUCGGGAUUAAAUUUAAAUGGAUUAAAUCUAAAAAAUCCCAUAA
Agelaius phoeniceus (red-winged blackbird) is the source of this 6058-nucleotide messenger RNA. RefSeq names its product thyrotropin releasing hormone degrading enzyme (gene TRHDE). Gene Ontology annotation, biological process: peptide catabolic process; proteolysis. Lineage: Eukaryota; Metazoa; Chordata; Aves; Passeriformes; Icteridae. The record is from RefSeq and is a predicted model, not a curated record. Gene Ontology annotation, cellular component: cytoplasm; membrane. Gene Ontology annotation, molecular function: metalloaminopeptidase activity; peptide binding; zinc ion binding.